This is a messenger RNA of Pseudophryne corroboree (corroboree frog), 2948 nucleotides long. It is a transcript of the gene ABCF1, whose product is annotated as ATP binding cassette subfamily F member 1. The transcript is spliced from 27 exons. Lineage: Eukaryota; Metazoa; Chordata; Amphibia; Anura; Myobatrachidae. Gene Ontology annotation, molecular function: ATP binding; ATP hydrolysis activity. The record is from RefSeq and is a predicted model, not a curated record. The coding region runs from base 177 to 2792 and encodes 871 amino acids.
AAGGCUAUUUCUGAGUGGCCGACAGGACUGGAAGGGAGCGAGGGGCCUGGGCUGUUUCUGGUUGCCGGUCGGUAGAUUGUUCUUCGCCACGUGAGUAAGCGGCUAAGGCGCUGACAUCACGGGCCAGGUAGUGACGUCAUUUCAAGAAAGGGGUCUAGGCUAUUGACGUCAAUAAGAUGCCAAGAAAACAAGAGGUGGAAGAAGAGGAGGAGGAGAGAGGAAAGGAAGCAGAUAAGGUGGUGAAGAAAGGAAAAAAAGACAAAAAGGGAAAGAAAUCGUUUUUCGAGGAGUUAUCGGCAGACAAUAAGCAGGCCCAGGAGGAGGAAGCCGCCAAGGAGCGAGAGAAGGAGCAGCACGAGCAGCAGCAACAACAGCAAAAGAAGAAAGAGAAAAAGAAAAAGGACCGCCGGAAGCAGAAGGGGGGAGGAGAUGAUGAGGAUGAUGAAGAUCGGGAGAUCACAGAGAAGCUGAAGAAGCUGUCGGUACAGCCCAGUGAUGAGGAAGAGUCCGACUCUGCCCCAGCUCCCCGACGGGGUAAAACUCAGGCAAGAAAUAUUUUUGCUGCCCUCGGUGAUGGCAGUGGGGAGGAAGAGGACGAGGAAGAAGAGCAGAAGGCAAAAAAAGAUAAAGGCAAAAUAAUAAAGGAGGAAGAGCCCAAAAAGCAGAAUAAGAAAGGAAAGAAAAAUGAAACUGUCAGACAGAAGCCUCCUAAAGAUGAGCAAGAAAUUGAAGAGGAGGCUCAGAAGGAAAGUUCUAAAAGCAAAAAACCUCCCCCUAAAGCUCCCCCUAAACCUCCCCCUAAAGCUCCUGAUCUGAGUGAAGAUGAAAAGGAAAAAGAAAAGGACAAGAAAAAACCUAAAAAGAACAAUAAAAAGCCAAAACCUACACAGAAUCGUUUUGAUGAGGACGAUGAAGAAGCCGGAAGCGCUGGCUCUGAAGAAGGGCAGUCUGAUGAUGAGGAAGGGGAAGAGAAGACAGAUGCUACUGAAGAUCCUUUUGCAAACCUAAGCAAGAAAGAGAAGAAGAAAAAGAAGAAACUGUUAGAUUAUGAGAAACAAGUGGCCACAAUGAAGAAGGCGACCGCAGCAGAAAAUGACUUUUCAGUAUCACAAGCAGAACUGUCGUCACGUCAAGCCAUGCUGGAGAACGCAUCUGAUAUCAAGCUGGAGAAAUUCAGUAUAUCUGCCCACGGAAAGGAGCUGUUUGUCAAUGCUGAUCUAUAUGUGGUUGCUGGGCGCCGCUAUGGUUUGGUCGGUCCUAAUGGGAAGGGAAAGACCACUCUCCUCAAGCACAUUGCCAAUCGGGCACUGAACAUUCCCCCAAACAUUGACGUAUUACUGUGUGAGCAAGAGGUUGUGGCUGAUGAAACACCAGCUGUCCAGUCUGUUCUUAGAGCUGAUACGAAAAGGCUGAAAUUGUUGGAACAGGAGAAAAGAUUGCAGGCCCGACUGGAGAAGGGCGAUGACAGCGCAGCGGAACGGUUGGAAAAGGUGUAUGAGGAAUUACGAGCCACUGGAGCUGCCUCAGCAGAAGCAAAAGCUCGGAGGAUCUUGGCUGGUCUCAGUUUUACUCCAGAAAUGCAGGACAGGGAGACCAGGAGAUUCAGUGGAGGCUGGAGGAUGAGAGUGUCAUUGGCCAGGGCUCUCUUCAUGGAACCAACUCUCCUCAUGUUGGAUGAACCAACAAAUCAUUUGGAUCUCAAUGCCGUCAUCUGGCUCAACAAUUACUUGCAGGGCUGGAAGAAGACACUCCUCAUAGUCUCCCACGACCAGGGAUUUCUGGAUGACGUGUGUACGGAUAUAAUGCACCUUGACGGACAGAAGCUGUAUUAUUAUCGAGGCAAUUACAUGACCUUUAAGAAGAUGUACCAGCAGAAGCAGAAGGAGAUGCAGAAACAGUACGACAAGCAGGAGAAGAAGUUAAAGGACCUGAAAGCCGGAGGAAAAUCCUCAAAGCAAGCGGAGAAACAGACGAAAGAGGCUCUGACUCGCAAGCAGCAGAAGUGUCGGAAGAAGAACGCAGAUGAAGAAGCCAACGAACCAGCAGAGUUACUGAAGCGACCGAAAGAAUACACCGUUAAAUUCACCUUCCCAAACCCCACCACACUCAGCCCUCCUAUUCUGGGCCUACACGGGGUUGACUUUGGUUAUUCAGGACAGAAACUUCUAUUCAAGAACCUGGACUUUGGCAUAGACAUGGACUCUAGAAUCUGUAUCGUUGGCCCAAAUGGAGUGGGGAAAAGUACUCUGCUGCUACUAUUAACUGGGAAACUGACACCUACAAAAGGGGAAAUGAGGAAAAACCACAGGCUGAAAGUCGGAUUCUUUAAUCAGCAAUAUGCUGACCAGCUAAACAUGGAGGAGACGGCGACUGAGUACAUGCAGCGCAACUUCAACCUGCCUUAUCAGGAUGCCCGGAAAUGUCUGGGGAGGUUCGGUUUGGAGAGCCACGCUCACACAAUCCAGAUCUGCAAACUGUCAGGAGGGCAGAAAGCCCGUGUGGUAUUUGCAGAGUUGUGUUGUCGGGAACCUGAUGUUCUCAUUUUGGAUGAACCUACGAAUAACCUCGACAUUGAAUCCAUUGAUGCUCUGGCAGAAGCAGUAAAUGAAUAUAAAGGAGCGGUGAUUAACGUCAGCCACGAUGCCCGGCUGAUCACGGAGACAAACUGCCAGCUGUGGGUGGUAGAAGACCUGACUGUGAAUCAAAUCGAAGGAGACUUUGAUGACUACAAGAGAGAGGUCCUGGAGAGCCUGGGCGAGGUGAUGAUCAACAAGCCCAAAGAAAAGGAGUGACCAGAACAGUGCCAAGCCCGGGGAAUGAAACGUCUCACCCCAAGCAUGAGCCCGCCAGGGAUUGUGUGGAGGACGAAUGAUCGGAGCCUCGCCAGUUUUUAUUUCCAUUUUGCUGCCUUGAUCUUGCAGAGAAUACAAAUAAAUAUUUAUAUAUUG